AAUGGCGUCCCCCAUAUAAAUUUACGCAAACAUUUUAUUUAUUAGCGUUUUUAGCUAUACUGUGUUCAUUUAAACGUGUUAUAUAUGUUCAAACAAUGUCUGUUUCGCAUCCACUUUUGAAGAAGUUGAAAGCAUUUGUGAUUGCCCUAAGAUCAAAGGAUGAGCCAGUAAAGGAUUCCCACCAGUUAUUGCUGCCACUUUGUGAAACUAUAGAGAAAAUAUUCCUGCAAGGGCUUAAAGCCACCAAUUCCUGGUUUGGACAGCCAAAGACUGAGUAUUGGGCAUGGAUCUCCAAAAUACCUACACUACCCGAUCACAAGAGGUGUCAUCCAUUUCUGGCGAUGAGUGUUUCUGCUGUGAAGAAAAAUAAAAAGACUCGCCAUGAUGUUGGUAGAGGCAGAAACUUCAUGAGGACUGCCCUCGUGAAAAAGGUGUUGACUGGAGUCACAGACAUCAUGAAAAACAAUUUCGACUUUAGAAAUACCUGGUAUUAUUCAGGAGGCUCAAUAUUGGGAGAUGAAAUAUUGUUAGAAAUCUUUUCGUCACUUCUCUUGGAACUUCAGCCCAUUGAAUUCAAGCUCCAAUUAAAGAACUCAAGCUUUCUGGACAUAACCUGGGAAUUACCAGUCUAUAAACAAUACGAGCUCGUUCCCUCGGAUGAUUUGGGUCUAGAUAUCAGGACUGUGAAGGGUUACCCACUGAUCACACAGGUUGAUGCUAACAGCGUAGCAGGGGAAGAUAACAAGGUGAUGGUUGGAGAUGUUCUCGACGAGAUGUGUGGGGACUGUCUGCGAGGUGUCGGCAAAAGUGGGGUAUAUUUCAUCUUUAACCAACAUGAAAACCAGCCAAUUCAGCUCUGUGUUAUCAAGGGCCAUUACAGUGAUGGCAGUGUGUACGGACCAAUCAGGAGGCUGCUUCAGACAUGUGACAUAAGUGAUCUUUCCCCGGCCACGCCAACCUCCCCAGGCUCUACCCCCUGGGGGGAGAUGGACCACAGACCCCCACCAGAGUCCUUGCUCCCAGAGGAGAUAGAAGACGAGGUCCCUGUACAUAACUCAGAUGGCAGGGCCACUUACCAGACCACCUACCUUGGAAAAGUUUUGUUAGGGAAGGAUGGUAGAGUGGGAUUGAUAGAGUAUGGUGUCGCUGAGGUACUCAACAUGACAGAUAAUAAACAGAAUGUGAUCUUGGAACUGGGAGAGAAGGAGGUGAAGGUCAUAGACAGAGAUACAAACGAGACUCUUGUUCACCACCUGUUCACUGAAAUAUCUGCAUGUGGACGACGGACUGAUGCCUUGAAAUACUACGCAUUUAAUGCAGGGGAGACAUACUGCAGUCUUGCUCAGGAGUUUUACAGUCAUGUGUUUGAGGCUACAACAGAGGAGGAGGCCAAGGUCAUUUUGUGCACCAUAGCUCAAGGCUUUGACAGGACUCACCUGAUGACGUGAUUGGCUGCGGGUUAGAAAUAAAAGAAAUAGCAUGGAUUGCUUUUGGGCUAACAUCACAAGACCUUGCAUAACAUUGUGUCAACAAGCCUAAUUAGAUGAUAGAAAAAAAUGGACAAUUUAGGCUUGGUAUAUUUCUCCUGUUUUCAUUGGUUGUGACAUUGUCAUGUGACAAGCGAAGAAACUUAUAUUCAGAAAAUAAUAUUGAAUAAAAAUAUAUUACAGGGUUCUCAAUAAGAGCAGCCUGCCGACCAAAACAGGCAGUUCAAAUGACAUUAAGGUCGAUUUGAGACAGCUCAACCCAAACUUAUUGAGAAUCCUGAUUAUGUAGCGUUUUGUAGAUCCAUUAAAAAAAUCAGAAUUAGUAUAACCGAUACUAUUAGAAUAUAAUAAAACACUUUCAAAUUGAUGAUAUCGGUGUAUAUACUGUUAUAUGGAUGACGUAGAGCGGUUUCAGUGAAUAUCACUUUUGAUAGUCGAUAAAACAGGAUAUAUACUCCUUCACCAAUCAAUGACUGUAUUUCUGUAGAGCUAAGACCACCACACCAAGUACCAUUGUAUGGAUAAGUUUGAUUAAGAUUAAGAUUAAGAUCAAAAUUCCUUGGCUCAUUAUCGCUUGGCUCGAUUUCCUCGUUGGCUCAAACUGGAUGUCAAGGACGGAAUGUGUUGUGAGGCUCGAAAUUGUUUGGCUGGUCCCUGGGACAUCGAGCCAAUGGGUUUUGACUGUAUUGUUGUAAUAACAUGUUUUGCAAUAGUUGAUGUUUUUUUAAAUUAAACCAGCACUGUUUAAUAUACUAACCUUAAUUUAAAAUACAUAUAUUUAUGUAAAAAUUUCAACCACAUGAAUUGUUAUGGGGAAAAAUCAGGAAGAGAUCAUCAUUUAGGGAAUGACUUAAAUUAACUGAACUCAUUCUUUUUAGUAUUUAUAAAUGAAACUCAUAGAAUUGUGUUUUCUUUCCAAGCAUAUUUUUGGCAAAAGUGUGCGUAAAGACUAAAUAUAUAGAUUUUAGCUCGGAGAUUCCAAGAAUAAGGAGAGCUAUACUACUCACCCUAACUUUGGCGUCACACUUUGGUUAAGGUUUUGCAUGUAAGCACCUUCAAGUCAUUAUCUCAGAAAAUACAUCAUGUCUUGCUUUGAAACUUACACACAGACCCCCAACCAUUAAACCGUCUUCAUUAAUCAAGUGUGAUAACUCUAUCUUGCAUAUAAUUUUAAAUUUUGCCCUUUUAUUAUUCAACAUAGAAAUUCUGGUUAAGGUUCUGCAUGUAAACACAUAUCACUCACGCACUCGGGAACGACUUGAUGUAUUGCAUUGAAACUUUAAACAAAAAUGUAUGAUAGUUCUAUCUUGCAUAUAAUUCAAAUUUUGCCCCUUUAUAAUUAGAGUUAGAAAUUCUGGUUUUUCAUUGAAUCUAAUUUUAUAAAGAUCCAUGCUGGUUUAAUUAAAACAUUGCAAUCCUUACAAAACUUAAAAGCGGUGUAAUAGUUGAGUGGGCUUUCUCUGUGACAGCUCUUGUUAGUUAACUUUUUGGUCACUACACUUGCAUAUUUAAAGUCUUCCAUAUUGAUAUAUACUCUGUCUUUGAUUUUUACUCUUUCAAGCAGAUUUAUUUCCAUAGAAGAUUGUUCAUACAUUUAGUACUCUCAAAAAAUACCAGCUUGUUAUAGAAAAACAGACGAGUGUUAGCCUUUGAUACUUGUGUUAUAGAAAGGUCGUUUUUGAGAUAAUUGAAAUCCAUCAUAUUGAUCCAACUUUAAAUUUGUUUGUAUUGUAAAUAGAUUAUAUAAUAUAUUAUACAUACAUGAAUCUCAAUAUAUUCUCAUUUGAUUAAAUUUGUCUGUAUUUGGAGUAUGCUUAUUUGGGGUUGUUGACAACUAACACAUGCUCAUUAUUAUGAUAGCUAGAUCAAAAUGAGUAACUGCAGUGACUACUCAUACAUACAGAAGAAGUACUUUUGUGACCAUAUACAUGGUAUUUGUACUGAAAAAUAUUUCUGAUAAUAUGACUGUGCUCGAAGGUUCCGUCUGUCAUCCCCCAUGCCAUAUGAGACCAACUCUAAAAUAGUGCUAUGUCUGAUUGCUUUUAUUAUAUAAAUAAGGAAAACUGUGAUAGAGCUCAACUGAAUAGAUACAUGUAUUAUUAUUUAUAAAAUAUAAACUCUCUUUAAAAAGCGCUGUUUAAGAGGAACAUUUUGAUGUCAAUGUUGAUCUUAAAUUACUACGCAUCAUGAUGUCAGGAAAUCGCUCGCUCUGGGGUUGUGCUCAUUAUACUGUACAAUUUAAGUCAAUCUUGUUGUCAUACAACAUUUGACUUCAUUCACUCUAUUAGUCAGUUAUUAAUAACAAGUAAUCCGAUUAGCUACAUCGUUCUUAGAUCCAAUUAAGGGCAAUAUUGAAUACCAGUCCGGUUUGGUAAAAUGUAAAAGUCAUGUUUUCUACAUGGAUUUCUACUUAUUUAAUAAAUAGAAAUCUUAAUGUAUACGAGAGAAAUUAGCCUUGUUACCCGCAUCCAUAUGUGCCCUCGGGUCGGAUGUUUUUAACAGGACCGGAAACAUAUGAUGUUUAUUAUUAUUCAGCACACGGAAUAUAAUUUAAAAAAAUGGCCAGCAGUGUUCUUUCAACAUUCCUGUUAUUUGACAAUAAGUCAGCAUUAUUCAGUAAUAAUUCCAAGAAUUUUACACUAAAAUAUUUCAUAUUUGAAUAUGUAUACCUUGCAUUUAAGUAAGUAGAUCCCCGUUGGCUCGAACUCUUUUGGCUCGAACUCUUUUGGCUCGAACUCUUUUGGCUCGAAUUCCUCAUUUGCUCUAACUGCAUGUUAAAGACUGAUUUCUUUAUACUAAAGGUAAGCAUUCCAGUUUGGCUCGUAAUUUCUGAGGCUUGAGGUAUUUCCACUGGUCCCUGGGAGUUAGAGCCGACGUGGUUUGACUAGUUUAUUUUCAGCAAUAAAAUGUGUGUAGUUGUUAUUGUUUUAACAUUCCUAUCUUUGUGUUUGUCAAACAUGUAUGUCUUUGAAGUUGGAUAUCUUUUUUGUGCCAUACAUGUAUGUUUCAAACAAUUAGCUGUUAAAAUUUUAUUUCUAUUUUCUUUGAAUUGUUCUUCAGAAUAUAGAGGUAUUUGUUAUGAACAAUGUGAUUCCUAAUGUUGGUACUAUUUAUUUAAUGUUUAGUGCAAUUUGGGAAAAUCCACUAUUACUUUUUAUAUUUUAUAUAAGGUUGUUUUGUUUUUUCGUUAUUUUUACAUUGAUGUUUUUUUCGUUAAUUUUAUAUUUAUUUUAUGCAUGUAUUUUUUCCGGUUGUAGUUCAAAUAACUUUGUUGAGGGAAUACUACUAGACAGAAAUAUAUACGUUUAAAUCUUA
Mya arenaria is the source of this 4802-nucleotide messenger RNA. RefSeq lists its product as uncharacterized. The transcript is spliced from 20 exons. The coding region runs from base 96 to 1448 and encodes 450 amino acids. NCBI's taxonomy places the organism in Eukaryota, Metazoa, Mollusca, Bivalvia, Myida, Myidae. Gene Ontology annotation, molecular function: protein binding. The record is from RefSeq and is a predicted model, not a curated record.